This is a messenger RNA of Lytechinus variegatus (green sea urchin), 3427 nucleotides long. Its product is annotated as beta-1,4-galactosyltransferase 5-like. Gene Ontology annotation, cellular component: nucleosome. Gene Ontology annotation, biological process: carbohydrate metabolic process. Lineage: Eukaryota; Metazoa; Echinodermata; Echinoidea; Temnopleuroida; Toxopneustidae. The record is from RefSeq and is a predicted model, not a curated record. Gene Ontology annotation, molecular function: UDP-galactose:glucosylceramide beta-1,4-galactosyltransferase activity; DNA binding; protein heterodimerization activity.
AAUCUUUUAGAAUGACGCUUCAGGGAAGUCAAACUGCCUUUAAAGUAGUCCUUGUCUUCUGUCUAUGCUGUGUGGCGGCUCUCGUGGUAGUACUCUCGAUAACUACCGACUCGACGGGAUUAAUGCCCUUUAAAUCUCCAGGCUUUUCCAGAAGUUCUAUCCGCUCAAGAUUCAAUUCAACUUACGCACCACAAACCGAAAGCGGUAAUCAAACUAAUACCGGAAGUUCAAAACCAUCAACGUCUAUUGAGAUGUCAUCUGAAUCGACAUUGAAUGUCACAGGUCAAGAUAAUUCAACGGAACAAGCACAGACCAAAGCUGUAAAGAAAGAAAAAGGUAUUCCGAAUCCUUUAAAGCCGGAAACAUCCUUUCGACAACCUCCACCAGCACAGGUGUUGACGACAUGCCCAAAUCAAGAUGUCCUCCCAAAUGAGAGGCUUACACCAAACAAAGAAGCUACGACCGUUCAAAGGGUCAACGAAUUCGUAUUCGGGAAGUUCUUACCAAAGACACAAGCCAUGACUGACGUGGCCAACCAAACUCUCCCGAGCAUCAUCACGAAGCGCAAGUCAAUCAGGGAAGCAGCGGACGAGAUUGAUAAGACGCUCACGGAGCUGAACCUCGCUGUCGACUUCGAUGACUACCGGCUACUUCCUGGUGGUCAUUGGAUCCCACUGUCGUGUAACCCCCGUUGGAAGGUCGCUAUUGUGGUACCGUUUAGAAAUCGCUUUCAUCACCUCCCAAUUUUUCUCCGCCACAUUGUGCCAUUGCUCAAAAGACAAAAGCUGGAAUUCUCCAUCUUUAUUGCCGAGCAGAGAAAUGACGAACGUUUUAACCGAGCGAUGUUAAUGAACGUUGGUUUCGUCGAGGCCCUAAAUUUUACGAACUACGACUGCGUGAUCUUCCACGACAUCGAUCACCUUGCCGUCAAUGUUAAAAAUUAUUUUGGCUGUGAUAACAUGCCCCGACAUUUUAUAUCCGGAGAAAAAAUAUGGGAGUGGAAGAUAAUAUACGAAAAUCUCUUUGGUGGAGUGACGGGGCUUACCACACAACAGUUCUAUGACAUCAAUGGUCUGCCCAAUGUCUACUGGGGAUGGGGUGGUGAAGACGAUGAAUUCGCAAAGAGGGUAAAGGCUAAGGGUUUUAAACGAUCGCGACCCAAAGGGGAGAUCGGGUACUUCGAUUCCGUCGUUCACGAAAAAAAGGAGUCAAGUCCGACUAACGAAGCAAGGUUUUGUCUUCUUAAUAACUACGUUCAUAGGAAAACCACCGACGGUGUAUCAAACUUGAGAUAUGAACAACCGACAAUAGAACUGCAUCCUCUUUAUACCAACGUCUCUGUCAACAUCCAGAAGCUACCUUGGAAUCCUCGUUGGCCAAGGUGUGAAGGGCAGUAGCGUAUUUAUCAUUAUUAUACUAUAAGUGUUGUACACCUUGAUGGUGUUAACAUCAGUGCCUUGGGCUUUCAUGCAUGAUGAAUGAUGUAGAAGACUACACCUUUGUACACUUCAAAAGCUAUGGUGUUGAUGCCAGUAUCUUGGGCUUUCAUGAAAAGAAUGGAUGAAAAGGACAAUAACAUUUGUGCACUUCAAAUGUCAUGGUGUUAACAUCAGUGCCUUGCGCUUUCCUCGAUAGUGAGUACAUGUAGAGGAUCUGUACACUUCAAAAUCCAUGCUUUCUACAUCGUCGUCUUGUCUUGGGCUUUCCCGAAUAGUGAAUGACUGUACAGGGCUAUAACACCUUUGUUCACUUCGAAAGUAUUGGUGUUUAACAUCAGUAACUCGGACUUUCCUCAAUUGUGAAUGGAUGUGGAGGACGAUAACACCCUUGUACACUUGAUCAAAAGCUUUCGAAUAAGAAGCUAUCUACACUUCAAAGGCCACGGUGUUAACCAACAUCGGUGUCUAAUUAGUCUUUCAUAUUAUGGUGAAUGAAUGUAUAAUGACGGACAAUAACACCUUUACUAAGCGGGAUGUAUACUUCAAUAGUCGUACAGGGUGUUAGCAUCGAGUGUCUUGGUCUUUCAAGGAGAAUAAAUGACGCUCCGUUGACACUAGAUUAUUGAAGAGUGCUUGUCAUAUUGCUGCAUUUAUGAGAGCAGCCAAUUAUGCUGCCCCAGCGACAUACAUUCCUGAUUAAAAGAGAAGUCCGCCCCAACAAAAUAUUGAUUUGAAUAGAAACAAAGAGAGAAGUCAAACAAGCGUAACACUGGAGAUUUCAUCAAAAUUAGAUGUAAAAAUUAUGGCGCUCUAGAUUCAAAUAUAUAUCCACAAAUUUAGUGAUUUCUUGACAAUUUGGUGUGUUCUUUGUUUACUAUAAAAAGGACAUUUUGCAAAUUUUCUGUAGAAAAAAAUAUGACACGGAUGGAUUUCCACAGAGUUACGGAUUAAUUGGAUCAAUCGGAACUCUUUGUAAGACAAGGCCCAGAUCACCAGUCUAAGGCAGUCUUGCAGAUCAAUGAUGUUAACAGAGGAAAAGACCAAACAUUUUACGACACAUUUGAUGAUGGAAUCCUCUCUGAACACGAACUGCCAGUCUGAACACAUAGGCCCGUAUUCUGAAGUAGGGUUUGACUUCGAACAUGGUCUAACUCUGUGCGAAAAUUAUGGGAUGCCGAACUUUUCAAAAUUUUGUUUACAGUGAAUGCUUCUCAUGUUUACUCUGCUCGUCAUUAAUUCUAUAAUGGUGGAGACAACUGUCAUACUUGGGAGUCAAAUGAGCUGCUGAUACAUUGAACCUCUACUGUUAUAGAUUUACGUAGCAACUGGCUUUCCAUAGUUUAACCACAACGUAGAACCAGAGUUUAAUUUAAACCCGAUUUCAGAAUACGGGCCUAUAACUUUAACAGUGUACUGAAAUGUUGUCUUCGAUGUUGAGUUAAGUCGGGCUCCGUUAAUUUAUUGUUACGUACACACACCAACAUGACCAAAUUUAGUUUUUACAAAGAUUUCUUAUAAAGUUUAGGUUAUUUUAACCUAUUUGCAAUAUGACAUUACAAUGAGACCUGGGUACCGUUUCAUAAAGCUGUUCGUAAGUUAAGAGCGACUUUAAGAACGACUGGUGAUUCUUUUCUUGCGGUAUAUAUUGAAUUGACGAUGGUUUAGCGCAUAAGAUGGGUUCACCAGUCGUUCUUAAAGUCGCUCUUAACUUACGAACAGCUUUAUGAAGCACCCACCUGGGGCCCGUUGCAGAAAGAGUUGCGUUUAAACGCAAGUCAAAAAAUCAAUUGCAAGUCCCAAAUGCGCGCUGUUAAUUGGUUAAAAAUCAAGUUGCGCAUGAUUUUUAGAGUUGCCAUUGAUUGCAACUCUUUCUGCAACAGGCCCCUGGUGAUCAUUUCGUAAAGCUGUUCGUAAGUUCAGUGGGACUUUAAGAACGACCGGUAAAGGCGGUUAACAUUUGCCAAUGAAUAUACUAUCAUUUACCACAA